Lagopus leucura (white-tailed ptarmigan) is the source of this 804-nucleotide messenger RNA. RefSeq names its product midkine (gene MDK). The transcript is spliced from 5 exons. The record is from RefSeq and is a predicted model, not a curated record. Bases 62 to 490 code for a protein of 142 amino acids. Lineage: Eukaryota; Metazoa; Chordata; Aves; Galliformes; Phasianidae. Gene Ontology annotation, molecular function: growth factor activity.
CGGGGCUCCGCACGCGGCCGCCACACAAAAGGCAACGGCGCCGCUCCGCGCCGCAGGCAGGAUGCAGCCCCGGGGCCUCCUCUUCCUCCUGGCACUGCUGCUGCUGGCGGCCACUGCUGAGGCUGCCAAAGCCAAGAAAGAGAAGGCAAAGAAGGAGGGUUCCGAGUGCCAGGACUGGCGCUGGGGGCCCUGCGUCCCCAACAGCAAGGACUGCGGCUUGGGCUACCGCGAGGGCACCUGCGGCGAUGACAGCAGGAAGCUCAAGUGCAAGAUCCCCUGCAACUGGAAGAAGAAGUUUGGAGCUGACUGCAAGUACAAGUUUGAGAGCUGGGGAGGGUGCAGUGCACAGACAGGUGUGAAAACACGCUCAGGCAUCCUGAAGAAAGCGCUGUACAAUGCCCAGUGUGAGGAGGUGGUCUAUGUGAGCAAGCCCUGUGCCGCCAAGAUGAAGGCCAAGGCCAAAGCUAAGAAGGGCAAGGGGAAGGACUAGAGUGGGGUGGACGAUGUCCUCAUCGGUCCCGGACACAUGUGCCUCUCCCACCACAAGGAGCCACACUCCAGCCGCCUUCCUCUCCUUCUCCUCCUCUUCCUCCUCCUCUCCCCACCUCCUCUGCCACCAAGAUGCCUUGUUUAAUCAUUAGUUUUGUUGAGAGCAGACCAACUGGCCCUGGGAAGCUGCUGCCAUUGCCCUGGGGGCUGCUGCAGCCAUAGUGACCAUUGCUUUGAGUGGUGCCGGCUGGAUGCUCUCACCUCUUUUGGGAAAUGGGUUUUGGUUUCUUUUCCAAUAAAAUUUUUAAAAAAACA